UCCACUGCCGGAACUUGACUAGAAUGUCUCAAGCGGGCCUUGGUUGCGCUGUCGCUCGCUCGCGCUCUUUUUCUCUCUCUGUUAUGGCGGGGGGCGGGGCUUCCCUCGCGCGGCCUCUUCUGCUGUUUCUGCCUCUGCUGGGGCUGGUGGGUUCGAGCGCCCCCUGGGGGCUGAGCGCCUGGUACUGCAGCUUCUCCGCUUCCUGCGAGUGCGACUUCCGGCCGGACCUCCACGGUCUGGAAUGCGACUUAGCCUUGAACCUGGUUGGGCAGCCCUUGGCCCGGCAGCUCCUGAGCCAAGGCCUGAGGGAGUUUGUGGGCAACCAGGACCCAGCCAAGCCUCUGGUGAUGUCCUUCCACGGCUGGACCGGAACGGGCAAGACGUAUGCCGCCUCCCUCCUGCUCCGCCACCUCUUCCGGGACGGGCCUCGCAGCCCCCACACCCACCACUUCUCCCCCGUGGUCCAUUUCCCGCACGCGGAGAAGACCGACCAGUACAAGAAAGACCUGAAGAGCUGGAUCCAAGGGAAUUUAACCCUCUGCAGCCGGUCGGUGUUUAUCUUUGACGAGAUGGAUAAGAUGCCACCGGGCUUGAUUGACGUGAUCCUUCCAUUCUUGGGAUCAUCGUGGGUCGUGUUUGGGACCAACUACAGGAAAGCCAUCUUCAUUUUUGUCAGUAAUGCGGGCGGAGAGCAGAUUAACCAGAUGACGUUGGACCUCUGGCGAGCACGCAAAGACCGCGAGGAGCUCAGCCUUCAGGACUUGGACACAGCCAUUUUGGAAGCUGUCUUUGAAAACCCACAAAAUGGGUUUUGGAAGUCUGAGAUCAUAGCGCAAGGCCUUAUCGACCUGCUGGUGCCUUUCCUUCCCCUGAAACACCACCAUGUGAAGCAGUGUGUGGCCCAAGAGCUGGCCAGCCAAGGCCUCCAGCCCUCCCCGGGGGUCGACCAGGCGGUUGCCGACAGCCUCCCUUACUUCCCCGAAGAUGAGAAUGUCUUUUCGUCUACAGGCUGCAAAAUGGUGGCGGCACGGGUUCCCUUUUUCCUCUGACAACAUUGCCCAGCCUCCAAAGUCCAGGCAUAACACUUUGGGAGCUUCUUUCCACUCACAAGAGGCCUUUUAUUUAAAAAAUCAGCAUAAAUAGAAGUUUCCUUCAGGACCGAGGAAGAGCCAUUCCGCACUUUGUCUAUUAUCAGGGUUUACACUUUGCCCUGAGCAAAUGACAUGGGUGCUUUUUUAUCCAAAGGAGGAAAGGCAGCGAUGCUCCGGAAAGGAAAUCUCUUUUUAAUCACACCGUUCUAUAGACUUCCAAAGUGGCAGCUAUCACGUCCAGAAUCCUUGAAUUGAUUUUCUUCGGAUUCUUCUUACCUCUGAUUUCUUACAUGACAUUUCAAAACAAUGCUGUGAUUUUAUUUUUUUCUUUCCAUAUGCUGGAUGUUCUUGUAAUCGUCAGGCCGAACCUUGCAGUUCGAAUGCAAGCCUGAUAUUCCCUGGAUAUUUUCUUUUCUGUUGAAAUCAAAUAGAACUCAAAGAGCGGGGAAAACUCCGUUUCAAGGGCUGACCCUUCUGGGAAAAAGUCAGCUCCUGGAAGAAACUUCUCUCGGGAUCCUUUUCUGGUAAGAGAAAACUGGCUUUUCCUGUCAGGACUGCGACUUGCCUUGAAAGGAUCAAGAAACGACUAGUCAACGAAGGUGCUUGAAUUGUUGAACCGUUAAACCUUGAACUGUUUUGUGUCCCUGCUUUUGGUGAAGGCCCCAAUCCAUUUUUUAGGAGCCCCCGAAAUCGGGAAGGCAGAUAUCUGUUUUUGGUUUAGGACUUCGAAAGAUCCAUUUUCUAUCGGACCAUUAUGGAUGGGGCCUUCCCGACACACGCUUUAAGGAGUCUUCUUACCUGCUGUUUGUACUCUAGAGUAAGAGGCGCUUGGCUGCAGGCACUGGCAGGUGCACACGCUUUCAAGGCCUGCACGCCAUUCUACAGACACACAUGUUCCUUGGAAAGAGAGUCUUCUUUCCUCGUGUGAUAACAAAGAAGGUAAGCUGUGACAUUGAAAAAAAAGAGCACACCAUGCUACACACGCAAGAGUGCCCCUUACUCUAGAGUAAGAGGCGCUUGGCUGUAGGCACUGGCAUGUGCACACGCUUUCGAGGCCUGCACGCCAUUCCACACACACACGCUCCUUGGAAAGAGAGUCUUCUUUCCCCGUGGGAUAACGAAGAAGGUAAGCUGUGACAUUGAAAAAAAAGAGCACGCCAUGCUACA
Molecule: messenger RNA, 2258 nt
Organism: Anolis sagrei ordinatus
Lineage: Eukaryota; Metazoa; Chordata; Lepidosauria; Squamata; Anolidae
Gene: TOR2A
Product: torsin family 2 member A
Cellular component (GO): nuclear envelope; endoplasmic reticulum lumen
Molecular function (GO): ATP hydrolysis activity; ATP binding
Source: RefSeq, a predicted model, not a curated record